Galeopterus variegatus (Sunda flying lemur) is the source of this 705-nucleotide messenger RNA. RefSeq names its product eukaryotic translation initiation factor 4E binding protein 3 (gene EIF4EBP3). The transcript is spliced from 3 exons. NCBI's taxonomy places the organism in Eukaryota, Metazoa, Chordata, Mammalia, Dermoptera, Cynocephalidae. Gene Ontology annotation, biological process: negative regulation of translational initiation. Gene Ontology annotation, molecular function: eukaryotic initiation factor 4E binding. The coding region runs from base 72 to 377 and encodes 101 amino acids. Gene Ontology annotation, cellular component: cytoplasm. The record is from RefSeq and is a predicted model, not a curated record.
CGCCUUAGACUCAGUGCUACGCUGCGCGUCCUCAGCACCAGCCGAUUGCCUUCCUGCUUCUCCCGGUCGCUAUGUCCACGUCCACGAGCUUCCCGAUCCCCGGGGGCUGGGACCGGCUACCCGACUGCUACAGCACCAUGCCGGGGGGCACGCUAUAUGCCACUACCCCGGGAGGCACCAGGAUCAUCUACGACCGAAAGUUACUGCUGGAGUGCAAAAACUCACCCAUUGCCCGGACACCCCCCUGCUGCCUUCCUCAGAUUCCCGGAGUCACAACUCCUCCAACAGCCCCACCCUCCAAGCUGGAGGAGCUGAAGGAGCAGAAGGAGACAGUGGAAGAGAUACCCGAUGACGCACAAUUUGAAAUGGACAUCUAAUCCAGUGCAGAUGACCUCCAUGUGUGGAGUUACAAGUAUAGAGGGAUCCCUCAUGCUGCUGCUGCCACCACCUCUUCCUGGGAUAUCCAAAGGCCAGCUUGACCUCAUCUAAUCUGGAAGGGAGUGACUUGCUGGUUCUGGGCCUCCUUUAGUUCUGAGACAGCUAAAUUACCAGGGACAGGAGUGGGCAACUUGCCAAGCCCAUAACUCUAUUUUCUCUUUGGUCUGUAGGCACUCCUCCCAACCCACAGCCCUCAAUGCUCAGGGGCUGGGACUGGGGGAUGGAGUAUGUCACCUUCUGGCUGCUUAGUAAACAUUUAAGGAAAUG